GUCAGGCAGCGGCAUUCAAUGUGACCUUCCAGCGGGCCGAGGGCUACCCCAUCGACCUGUACUACCUCAUGGACCUGUCCUACUCCAUGCUCGAUGACCUCAAAAAUGUGAAGAAGCUGGGGGGCGACCUGCUCCAGGCCCUCAAUGAAAUCACCAAGUCGGGCCGCAUCGGCUUCGGGUCCUUUGUGGACAAGACGGUGCUCCCCUUCGUCAACACGCACCCUGAGAAGCUGAGGAACCCGUGCCCCAACAAGGAGAAGGAGUGCCAGCCCCCGUUUGCCUUCAGGCACGUGCUAAAGCUCACCGACAACUCCAACCAGUUCCAGACAGAGGUCGGGAAGCAGCUGAUUUCUGGAAACCUGGAUGCCCCCGAGGGCGGGCUGGACGCCAUGAUGCAAGUGGCUGCGUGCCCGGAGGAAAUCGGCUGGCGCAAUGUCACGCGGCUGCUGGUGUUCGCCACAGAUGAUGGCUUCCACUUUGCCGGCGACGGGAAGCUAGGUGCCAUCCUGACGCCCAACGACGGCCGCUGCCACCUGGAGGACAACGUGUACAAACGCAGCAACGAAUUCGACUACCCGUCGGUGGGCCAGCUGGCCCACAAACUAGCUGAAAGCAACAUCCAGCCCAUCUUUGCUGUGACUGAGAGAAUGGUGAAAACCUAUGAG
Messenger RNA from Equus quagga, 665 nucleotides. RefSeq names its product integrin beta-2. Gene Ontology annotation, biological process: cell migration; cell-matrix adhesion; integrin-mediated signaling pathway. The transcript has 4 exons. NCBI's taxonomy places the organism in Eukaryota, Metazoa, Chordata, Mammalia, Perissodactyla, Equidae. Gene Ontology annotation, molecular function: amyloid-beta binding; integrin binding. The annotation marks the transcript as partial. Gene Ontology annotation, cellular component: focal adhesion; integrin complex; cell surface. The record is from RefSeq and is a predicted model, not a curated record.